Messenger RNA from Phaeodactylum tricornutum CCAP 1055/1, 1602 nucleotides. RefSeq lists its product with no specific name. Lineage: Eukaryota; Bacillariophyta; Bacillariophyceae; Surirellales; Neidiaceae. The coding region runs from base 164 to 1078 and encodes 304 amino acids. The record is from RefSeq and is a predicted model, not a curated record. The transcript is spliced from 5 exons.
CGCGGCCUGGAAAUUUUGGGUUCUGAUUUGCUCCAGCAGGGUUCACGGUGGAAACCAGCAUUCGGCGCAAAGAAUCCCUGUUUCUUGUGUUGUUCUUUUGCUAGAAAAGUCUAGACAAUUGCAUUCUGUCUCUCUCUUUGCAAACUCCUUUUUCGAUAGUAUCAUGAAGUUGUCGGUUGCGGUGGCUACCUGGAUCUGUCUCGCGCCCUCGGGCGUCGCCGCGUUUGCGCCGCAGCCCAAGGCGGCGUUUACCAAGGCAGCCCUGUACGGCUACCUCGACGAUCUUUCCGACGAAUUGAACUCUCCCAGUGCCAAUCCCAAUAUUGAAGAAGAAUCGCGUGAAUUCACCAAUUUAUCGCCCGACAAAGUUGUCAACGGUGGAGUGGGCGACUGGUCCCAGUUUGUGGAUUUUGACGAAUUCGAUGGUGGGGAUGGUCAGAUGGGUGUUGCCGGCGAUGGCAAGAAGGGACUCGAAAAGGAAUGGACCGGAGCCACGCAAAUGGCCAAAUCCAAGACCAUGUCGGCCAAGAACGCCUGGGGAAAAAGCACGGGUUACGCCGAGAAGCUGAUUGACGAAAAGGGUAUGGAUACCUCUCGGGCGCAGCAGUUGGAGAAUUGGAUGAACCAACAAGAAGUCUUGGCCGAACGCAAGCAACACCGAUUCAUGACCGAAGACUACGACAAGGUUGAGACCGACGAGGAUUGGCGGAAUUUGUCCAAGUUUGGGGUGGAGCGAAAUCAGGAGUUCGAUUUAAACGAAGCCUUUGGUGCCGUCCAGCCUGGCAACGAUUUGCAGGGGGUGAUCGAACUCAACUCUCGUAUUAACCAGCCCAAAGUAUACGAAUUCAAGCUCAAGAACUCGUUCAUGGGCUUUUCAGAUUUCCGUGCCGCCUUUUCCGCCGGAACCCCGACGGACUGGGUCGUCGAGCCCACGGAGGGAUCGCUCAGUGGUAGGACGGAUACAGAUUUUAUCAUUCGGUUUCGUCCACAGAAUCCUGGUCUUUCCGAAGGAUACCUCGUCAUCGAUACCGAAGACGCCAAGUGGACUUGGAAACUCAUUGGUAAUACAUCCAUGUAAACAAUGCAGCAACACGUGUUCGUCCUUGCCUAAGCAGAGGUUGUGAAGUGGACAUUGCUCGAUGUCAUUUGCAUAAACGUUUAUACUGAACCGAAUCGUCAAGAGAGCGUUUUAGAGCUUUUCAUUGUGGAACAUUCUAUGAGAAUGGCGGGAAACGCUCGUCAAUUAUGGGACGUAGGAGUAGUCAAUGUUAGCUAGUUGGCUGAGAUUUUUUGUCUACCACUUCGCUGGUACGUUUCAUAGGCUUGCGUUGUAAAAUCGGUCAGUUUUGCUCCCUGAUGUGGUCUCAUCGCCCUGGAUUCGGUAUCCAUGAGUUGCCGAUUGUAGAAUGGCAAAAUGAAAAGGGAAUGCUAUGGGUGCAUUUUCUGGUUGAUUGUUGUCUGUGAAAACUUCGGCUUGGUACCUGGGCGCCGCUGUUCACUGCCAUCGUCUCGGAGCGUCCAUUUCCUCCAAUAGCAAUCCAAACUGUGUGGGUCUUGAUCCCGAAACCCGGAUUGAUUCGAGUAGGUCAAACAAUACUCGUU